This is a messenger RNA of Conger conger (European conger), 798 nucleotides long. Its product is annotated as caveolin-1. The record is from RefSeq and is a predicted model, not a curated record. Gene Ontology annotation, biological process: negative regulation of endothelial cell proliferation; caveola assembly; negative regulation of protein tyrosine kinase activity. Lineage: Eukaryota; Metazoa; Chordata; Actinopteri; Anguilliformes; Congridae. Bases 352 to 798 code for a protein of 148 amino acids. Gene Ontology annotation, molecular function: molecular adaptor activity; transmembrane transporter binding; protein kinase binding. The transcript is spliced from 4 exons. Gene Ontology annotation, cellular component: cytoplasmic vesicle; caveola; Golgi apparatus.
GUGACAGGAUUUGAUGUCAGUCUAAGUUAACUACGCUUCCUCUUAAACUGGAUAAUUUAAGUCCCCACGCCUCCCAUUUUGGCUCUUUCUCCCCGCACACAGUAAAGUUUGGUACUGCCUCGGCAGUCUCUAAAGUAUCGCUCUUCACUGUAAAGACAGAAUGACUGGAGGACUUAAGGACGAGGGAACGGAGGACUGAGAAUCAAGUGUGAAAUUCAGUGCAGGCUGUGGACACGCCGAAGGUGGUCGUUGUGGACGGGGAGGAGAAUUUUGUAGUGCCCCCUUGUGGAAUACGUGCACUCGCCGUUCAUCAGGAAACAAGGGAAUAUUUACAAACCAAACAACAAAAGUAUGGAUGACGACAGUGUUCACGAGAAGACAUUUGAAGAUGUUCACACGAAGGAAAUCGACCUGGUCAAUCGGGACCCCAAGCACUUAAAUGACGAUGUCGUAAAGGUGGACUUCGAGGACGUGAUCGCAGAGCCCCCGGGCACGUACAGCUUCGACGGCAUCUGGAAGGCCAGCUUCACCACCUUCACCGUCACCAAGUACUGGUUCUACCGGCUGCUGACGGCGCUGGUGGGCAUCCCGCUGGCCCUGGUGUGGGGCAUCUUCUUCGCCAUCCUCUCCUUCCUGCACAUCUGGGCCGUGGUGCCCUGCAUCAAGAGCUACCUGAUCGAGAUCCACUGCCUGAGCCGGGUGUACUCCAUCUGCAUCCACACCUUCUGCGACCCCUUCUUCGAGGCUGUGGGCAAGUGCUUCAGCAGCGUACGCCUGCGCCUCACCAAGGAGGUGUAG